UGAUUAGCAAUUGCUUUGCGUCACUUCCGGUUGUUAGUCUUUUUCUUCAGGCAUCUGUCGGUGGAGGCUCCCGCGUGUUUAUACACUCACAGAUGAAGGAGUCGAUAAUGAAUCAGGAGAAGCUCGCCAAACUGCAGGCGCAGGUCCGCAUAGGUGGAAAGGGGUCAGCCCGCAGAAAGAAGAAGGUGGUGCACAGAACAGCAACAGCAGAUGACAAAAAGCUGCAGUUCUCUCUCAAGAAACUGGGUGUCAACAACAUUUCUGGCAUUGAGGAGGUGAAUAUGUUCACAAACCAGGGAACAGUGAUCCAUUUCAAUAAUCCAAAAGUUCAGGCCUCUUUGGCUGCCAACACCUUCACAAUCACAGGACAUGCUGAAAACAAGCAGCUCACAGAGAUGCUCCCGGGAAUCUUGAACCAGCUGGGAGCUGACAGUCUGACAAGCCUGAGAAGAUUAGCAGAAACUCUUCCCAAACCAGCUGGAGAAAACAAAGCUCCCGUUGUCGCCGUCGAAGAUGAGGAUGACGAAGUUCCAGAUCUUGUUGAGAACUUUGACGAGGCAUCAAAGAACGAGGCAAACUAGCCAGGGGCCAGCCCUCGUCACCAGUCUGACCAGCUUUCAGACCAGAUCCUUCUGUCACACCACUCUCUACCACAGUUGUGCUUGGAGUUAAUCACCUCUGUCAAUGCUUUGUGGCUGCUUAGAGAACCUCUUUUUAAUCACACCACCUACAGUUGCUGUAGUAAAAGUUAAAAAAAAAAAAAAAAGAAAUCAACUUUUUAAGACAAAUGUUUCCAGCGCCUUUGUCUUAUUCAGCUAAUCCUGUAGUACAGGGUAUAUUAUUUAAUCAAUCAAAUGUGCAGACCAUUUUGUUUCUCCCACCGUCUCUCCCGUGUUGUGAUGCCUACACAUCGAAAAUGUACUGUUGGAAUUAUUCAUGUAAUAAAGAUAAUGUUAACAUUU
Messenger RNA from Cynoglossus semilaevis (tongue sole), 962 nucleotides. Its product is annotated as transcription factor BTF3-like. The record is from RefSeq and is a predicted model, not a curated record. The transcript has 6 exons. NCBI's taxonomy places the organism in Eukaryota, Metazoa, Chordata, Actinopteri, Pleuronectiformes, Cynoglossidae. The coding region runs from base 93 to 581 and encodes 162 amino acids.